GGUGCCCGGCCGCCCGAGCCGCCGCGCCGCUGCUCGUCGUCCGCCUGGCUCCUAGAGGAGCUGCUCAAGCCGGGCUCCGAAGCCGGCUCCCGCCUGGACGGCCCCGACCGAAACUUCCGUCUGAGUGAGCACCAGCAGGCCCUGGCAUCUGCCAGGCCCCGUGGAGGCGUCUCGGAGUCCUCCGUCCGCAGCGCCUGGGGUGAGCCGCAGCCCCGCGAGGGCAGCCCCAGGCGCUGGGAGUCGGCCGCGCCCACGUCCCGGGCCCGCGCGGAGCCGGCCCCUGAGCCUCCCAGCCGCAGCAGCGCCGCCCCCUCAACCUCGCCGGCUUCCGCAGCCCCCAAGGACGAGAAGCUGGCGCUGUACCUCGCCGAGGUGGAGAAGCAGGAUAAGUACCUGCGACAGAGGAGCAAGUACCGCUUCAACAUCAUUCCGGACGGCAACUGCCUGUACCGGGCCGUGAGCAAGGCGGUGUAUGGAGACCAGAGUCUACACCGAGAGUUGCGAGAGCAGACCGUGCACUACAUCGCGGACCACCUGGACCACUUCGGCCCCCUCAUCGAGGGUGACGUGGGCGAGUUCAUCAUCGCUGCAGCCCAGGACGGGGCCUGGGCCGGGUACCCCGAGUUGCUGGCCAUGGGGCAAAUGCUCAACGUGAACAUUCAUUUAACUACGGGAGGGAGGCUGGAGAGCCCCACGGUCUCGACCAUGAUUCACUACCUGGGCCCCGAGGACUCGCUCCGGCCUAGCAUCUGGCUGAGCUGGCUCAGUAACGGGCACUACGAUGCCGUGUUUGAUCACUCGUACCCCAACCCGGAGUACGACAAUUGGUGCAAGCAAACGCAGGUGCAGAGGAAACGGGAUGAAGAGCUCGCUAGGUCCAUGGCCAUCUCCCUUUCUAAAAUGUACAUUGAGCAGAACGCCUGCUCCUGAGAGGAGCAACUUGGGGAGUGAGGAGGGGAUGCUUAACUUGGUUUGCAUUUGGAAAUUUACACUAACUCUAAUCAGGGUUACAGCACUUUUUAAACUUACUAGAUUUACCGUAGGUGUGAUGCCUUAAUCAUUUUGUUGGAAUAAAUUUUUUUUUCCAGAGCCGAAGGUUGCAGCGCACCUGAAUGAUGUUUUAAUGAUAGCCUUGAGUAGUCUUAAUGCUAUUUAUAAUUUGUUGUAUAAAGUUAGCACCACUUUAUUUGCAAGCUGAUUUUCUCAUAGUGUAUAUUUGUUUAUUUCCGGUAAUCUAUUUUCUAUAAAAAUGUAUUUUUGCACAAUAUUUUUUAAAAUUGGUGUACCUCCAUUUAUGAUGUCUCAUUUUGGCAAAUGGCUUUUGGGCAUAGACCCAGAGAAGUACUUUGUAUGAAGCUUAUUUUGUACAGAGUUUGUGUUCUUUUAUGCUAUAUGGGAUUGGAACUUUACAUUUAUUCUUUCAAAUGAAAUUGAUGUCAUUGGUGUUACCAGAUAAUUGAUCCAUUCCAUCUUGAUGAGAAUUUCUUGAUUGAAAAUCGUUGGAUUUUUUUAAAAAGAAAAAGGAAAAGUUUGAAGAAAAAUUGGGGGGGGGGAAGGAAAUGAGGUAGAGGAAAAACUUCGUCUAAAGGCAGGACAAGUUUGUUCUGACUGAUCGAGUUUCUAUAUUCAUUGGUAUAGUGAUUCUGUACUUUGGUUACUUUGUUAAAGUGGCCUCUGAGAUUGUCUGGUGCUCUCAGUUUUAUUUAUUUUUCACUUGUUACAAUAGGAUUUUAACAUAGGAUGAAAUAUGGUAACAAGAUAAUAGUCUUCUGCUUUUUAUAAUAAGGAUCUCUGUACCUUGGGGAUUUAAAAAUUAACAGUAUAAAUGUCCCUAACAGCAAUUAAAUUGUGGCAGGAGAAUAUUAUCUUUGUACUUUGAUCCUUUGAAAUACUUUCAAGGGUAAAAUGGAAUUGUCCUGUAUUAUUAUGUAAAGCUAUCUAAAAAGAGCUUGUAUGGUUUGCUGGGUCAAACGUUUCCAACUUAAGCUAUCUUAUUUCCAAUUUCAACUACUUUUAGUCAUAUUUAUUAAGUAAUGCAGUUUGUACUUUUUUAUUUUGUAAUAUUUUGUGAUUUUUUUUGACUUUUUACUGUAUUUGUAAAAUAGGACUAUUCUCAGCUAAUGGAAUGAAUAAAUGCGUACUUUUAAAUUU
Messenger RNA from Gracilinanus agilis (Agile Gracile Mouse Opossum), 2151 nucleotides. It is a transcript of the gene OTUD1, whose product is annotated as OTU deubiquitinase 1. Lineage: Eukaryota; Metazoa; Chordata; Mammalia; Didelphimorphia; Didelphidae. The transcript has a single exon. Gene Ontology annotation, molecular function: cysteine-type deubiquitinase activity. Gene Ontology annotation, biological process: protein deubiquitination. The annotation marks the transcript as partial. The record is from RefSeq and is a predicted model, not a curated record.